AUGUCAAAGCAGGCGCAGCUUAUGGAGGUGCUGAAGAAGGAGGUGAGAUCACUGCUAAUGGCUGCCAAAGAGGGCUUAACCCCAGCACAGCUGGAGCAGGAGUACAUGGCCAUGAUCGGCAAACCUCUCCCUCUACGUGACUUGGGCUUCCGAUCCACCUUGGAGCUGGUGGAAGAUAUGCCUGAAGUUGUCAGAGUCUGUCCUUAUGAGAAAGACACUUUUAUCCUCAAAGCCAUUGCAGAUGAGACCACCAAAGCGAUUGCCAAACUGGUUGCCAGACAGAGAAGUGCUAGGGCACGGAAGAGUGCUGCUGUGAAGGCAGAUGCUGCUUCUCCCUCUAAGAAUCCACAGAGUUUCCUUCGGAGGGGCAGGGCUCCCGUCCUGCCAGCAACGGUGAAGGCUGAGCUGCAGGAUCUGCUGAGUUCCUCACCACUUCUGCUCUUGGACUUUGAUAAGGCCUUCUUCAGACGCUUUGGCCGGGCGUUCCAGUACACGCAAUAUGGAUUUUUCUCCAUGUUUGAAGUCCUCAGAAGCGUGUCUGAUAUCAUUGCAGUUGAGCAGACAAGAGCAGGUUCCUUGCUGACCCUGAAGAAGUACCUGGCAAGUGAGAUAGAGAAGGAAGAGAUGCUGCAAGCACCUGCAGCUGAGAUGCCUCCUUUGGAACCCAACUGCGAGACAGAAAGCUUCCACCUGACAGCAAAAGAGAAGUCAGAGCCAGUGGAAACACGAGCAGUAGAUUUGGGUGAUGGCCUCAAACAAGGUAUGAAAAUGAAUGCUUCUAUCACAGGGAAAGUUUUAAUCCAACCUCAAGAUUUGGAGCAGUCCCUACUAGACAAGUUGAUAAUGACUCCAGAAAUCCCCCCAGAUGCUGUUCAGGACAGAAGCCUUUGCAGUUUACCACCACUGGAGAGAAGGUGCUUGGUGGGAGUCUUUGUGGAAUUCAUCGUCUCUCCUAGCCAGUUCUACAUCCACAUCUGCAGCAGGGAAACGUCUGAUAAACUGCAGGAUAUGAUGAUUGAGAUGAGGCACUGUUACUCAAAUAAACUUGUUUCUGAUCGUUAUAUCAUGCCUGAGUCUUCAGUACAGCCUGGACAGCUUUGCUGUGUAACGGUCUCAAAAUGGUGGUACCGUGUUAUUAUCCACCGUGUGAUCAAUGACCAAGAAGUAGAGGUGUUCUACCCAGAUUAUGGAAACCUCAAAAUUGUCCGAAAGUCUUGGCUGAGAUUCCUCAAGUGGUGCUACUUGAAGCUCCCUGCUCAGGCCAUCCCGUGUUCCUUGGCAUGGGUAAAACCUGUGGAGGGCACGUGGUCCAAUGCAGCAACCCUCCUAUUCAAGGAGCUGUGUGUCUCCAAGUUACUUGUGGGCAUCGUGGAUGAAUACGUGAAUGGCAUUUUGCAUCUCUUCCUGUGUGACACAUCCACUGAGGAGGAUGUCUACUUCCACUGUGUCUUGAGGGAUGGGGGAUGUGCUGACAUCUGCGGAGAGAACAUUCCUUCCCAGGGAUUCAAGGAACUGAAUCCUUCAGCCUUGUAUGUUCAGCCCAGUGGAAAGCAGGAGAAUGCUGAACUGGUGGAGCCAGACCUUAGCUUGCAGCAGGAAUCUCUAGAUGCAGAUAGCGAAACAGCAAGCUCAAAGCUGGAUGGGGAUGAACUGUGUGACCAGCAACGGCACCUGUCUGCUAAGAAGGAGACACAGGAUGAUGUGCGGCCACUUUUGGAUGAAGUGAGUGUCCCACGAAAAACAGACCAAGACCCUGAACUUGCACAGGAGGAUACAAAUGAAACUCUUACAGAGCUUAUGGCAGCGGUUAAGACACCUCAUUCUCUUGGAGAGUCCUCAAUGCCUGCUGUCUUAUUCAAGUCAGUGGAAGACUUUUACACCUCCUUUAUCUACUCCAAGCAACCAGCAGAAAUGAGCCAAGAUGACCCUGAUCAGAUAGAAAGAUUUUCCAACAAGGCCCAACUUCGUGAAGCUGUGCAUCCCUCUGUUCUACUUAUGGCAAUACCGUUUAUGCUGGACAACCGUAACAAUGAAGAGAAAAUGAAGAACAAAGACCUUCCCGGGAGUCUUGCAGUUGGCCUGUGCGGUGCCAGUGGGCUGUCUGACCAAGGGCCAUCUCGGAAACUGUAUGUCCCUCCUACCACGCUAUCUGCAGUGUUGGCAGCUGCACGCUUAGCCACUUCCAGUGACUACUUCCAGUGGCUCCCCAGCCUGAGAAGGAAGGUGUGA
Messenger RNA from Aptenodytes forsteri (emperor penguin), 2229 nucleotides. RefSeq names its product tudor domain containing 5 (gene TDRD5). The record is from RefSeq and is a predicted model, not a curated record. Bases 1 to 2229 code for a protein of 742 amino acids. Gene Ontology annotation, biological process: spermatogenesis; germ cell development. The transcript is spliced from 12 exons. Lineage: Eukaryota; Metazoa; Chordata; Aves; Sphenisciformes; Spheniscidae.